Messenger RNA from Trametes versicolor FP-101664 SS1, 1011 nucleotides. RefSeq lists its product as uncharacterized. Lineage: Eukaryota; Fungi; Basidiomycota; Agaricomycetes; Polyporales; Polyporaceae. The record is from RefSeq and is a predicted model, not a curated record. Bases 1 to 1011 code for a protein of 336 amino acids. The transcript is spliced from 4 exons.
AUGAUCAAGUACAUCGACCUGGCUCUUACGCCCGAAUGCCGGGAAAUCAUCGAUGUUCCCAUGUCCGAAGCAGUUACCAUCGAUGAUUUCAAGGCCGUCAUACCGGCACUGGCGCAGAAAUGGGAGGUGGAUGUCAGGAAGGUGCUCACCAAACACCUCCUUCCAUACCUCGGGGACAUCGCCGAAGACGUAGACCCGCUCGAGCUCGCUAUCUCCUUCUCUUACAGCAGUGAAGAGUGGUGCACAGGGCCCAUUAGCAUCAUGAGAUAUCCGGCGAUUCUUAACCACAGCUGUAGCCGGAUCGAAGACUGCUAUCGUUCCGGCUGGUAUCUGGAGGAAGACUUUCUCAAGGAGGACUUGUACACCCGUACGACGAAGACCCUCGGGACCUACGCGGUUGACCACGAGUCCGAGAUACCCGGGGAUGACGAGACGUCCGUGCGCACUUGCGUUCCGUUCCAUAUAAGACAAGGUGGGGGUCGCGGUGUUGUAGCGAGAAUGCGACGCAUCGUUUCUGCGAUGGGGCUGGAUCCGGCUCGGGCGACGUUCGAGGAGCUCGAGCGAUGCGAUGUAUGGCUGCGGUGCAACACUUGCGAGACGGACAACCCAAACAACGCGAUCUUGGCCCACUCGUGGAGCAGCGCCUAUGAACACGAUCUACGCCAUGCCGAGGGUACCCAUAUCGAGCUAACGUACUACCUCGCAGACAGCAGAAAGAUACCCGAGUGGCGACAUGCAGACGAGGAAGACAUGAUCCAGAUCCAGGCUGCAAAGGAGGCACGACUUUCACGGGCGGGGGGCUUUUAUCGGUGCUCGUGCGCGCUCUGCCCCGACUUCGACUCGAGCGCGGACGCCAUGGUGAAACACCUCGCGACGACGCAUGACAUCUCGGAUUUCUGCCAGGCAAGGCGGGAUGGAGUCGUCUACCUCCAUCCGCACACGGAUAGGUCUGCGGUGUUCACAGGCGCGUUUUGCCUUCGCGAACGUAUCAAACCGGCGAAGGCGCCCUGA